AUGACUUUCGUGCCCGCACCUGGCUAUCAUCCCACCUACAAUCCGACGCUGCCCUUCUGCAAACCCGUCCCAUGUGGCCUCAAAGUCGGGAUGUCCGUCUACUUCCAGGGACUGGCCGACAAGAAUAUGCAGAGGUUUGUGGUAAACUUUGCCAUGGGGCCAGAUGCAGUAAGAGAUGACAUCGCCUUCCACUUCAACCCCCGCUUUGCUGGCUGGAACAAGGUCAUCUUCAGCGCAAGGUUGUCAGGCAUGUGGGGUGCGGCAGAGGAGAAAAAGAAGAUACCCUUAAAAAAUGGGGAGCACUUCGAUAUGCUGGUGAUGAUCACACAGGAGCAUUACAAGGUGCUAGUGAACGGAAAUCAUUUCUAUGAGUUUGGGCACCGGACACCCAUCCAGAAAGUCACCCAUCUGUAUGUGGAUGGAGCCAUGACCCUUCAAUCCGUUACCUUCUUUGGCAGCUGUCCCACCUCCUGUGAGCCUAUGCCAUAUAUGCGGAGACUUCAGGGGGGACUGAAGACCAACAGAACCAUCAUAGUCGUGGGCUUCAUCCCUCUCUCAGCCCACAGAUUUUUUAUCAACUUCAUUGUGGGAACCACAGGGGACAUAGCCCUGCACAUCAACCCGCGCAUGGACGAGAAGGCUGUUGUGCGGAACAGUUUCCUAAAGGGGGCCUGGGGGUCUGAGGAGAGGAGCAUUUCCUACAAUCCCUUUGCUCCAGGACAGUACUUUGAUCUGUCCAUCCAUGCCAGCACCGAUAACCUCAAGGUAUUUGCCAAUGGCCAGCACAUCUUUGACUACAAACAUCGUGUGUCGGCUACCUUGGCGGAUAUACUGGAGAUCUCCAGUGAUGUCAUCCUCUCCUAUGUCCAGGUCUGA
Sorex araneus (European shrew) is the source of this 876-nucleotide messenger RNA. Its product is annotated as galectin-4-like. The record is from RefSeq and is a predicted model, not a curated record. NCBI's taxonomy places the organism in Eukaryota, Metazoa, Chordata, Mammalia, Eulipotyphla, Soricidae. Bases 1 to 876 code for a protein of 291 amino acids. Gene Ontology annotation, molecular function: carbohydrate binding. The transcript is spliced from 7 exons.